CCCCCUCUUCGAGGGGGGGAUUGGGAUUGACAGUAAAACAGGGCAGACGGACGGAGGCAGGCCUGGAUGAAUCUACCUUCAGCCGACCAGACGCACAGCAGACCACUGGUUGUAUUGGUGAUGAGCUAACCGUCUUCAGAAUCUGGUCAAGCUUGUUUUAACCCACAGUCGAAGGCUUUAAAGAGGCGGGUGAGCCACGGUCUGCCAUCCUUUCAGUCAGUCAAUCAUUGCAAGAUGAGCCUCAACGUCCCGGGACUGGUGGUGACGGUGCUCUUCUACCUGAUGGUGCUGGGCACCGGCAUCUGGGCCUCCAUGAAGUCCAAGAGGGCGCAGAGAGACAGCCAGGCUGACCGGACAGAGGCUACUCUGCUGGGAAACAGAGGGAUCCGCCUGGUGGUGGGAGUCUUCACCAUGACAGCUACAUUUGUUGGAGGAGGCUUCAUCAUUGGCCUGACAGAGGCAGUGUACACUCCGACCAUGGGUCUGACCUGGGCUGUCAUGCCAGUAACAGCAGCCAUGUCUUUCAUUGUGGGUGGACUUUUCUUCGCCAAGGAGAUGAGAGACAGAGAAUAUGUGACAAUGAUGGAUCCGUUCCAGAUCAAGUAUGGAAACUUAAUAAGUGGAGUUCUGUCUGUGGCACUGAUUAUAUCUGAUAUAAUCUGGGUGACAGGAACUCUUAUCGGCUUAGGUGCAACCAUGAGUGUGAUCCUGGAUUUUCCCUAUGCUCUUUGCAUUUGGAUCUCUGCAGCAGUAGCCAUCGUCUACACACUGCUGGGAGGCCUCUACUCCGUAGCCUACACAGACAUCAUACAGCUAACUCUCAUAUUCUUCAGUCUGUGGCUCUCGGUCCCCUUCAUCUUGACGAGCCCCCAUUCAGUUGACAUCACCAAGACCGCUUUCAACUUUACCUACCAGGCCCCCUGGAUUGGGGAAGUGAAAAAAGAAAGAGCAUGGAGGUGGAUUGAUAAUUUUCUAAUAUUGGCUUUAGGUAACCUGGGAUAUCAGGACUUCCACCAGAGGACACUGUCAGCUUCCUCAUCAGCCACCGCCAGGCUCACCUGCUUUCUUGCAGCUCCCCUCAUCUUCAUACUUGGAAUCCCGCCUGUGUUGAUUGGAGCAGUCGCAGCAUCCACAGACUGGAAUAUGACCUCAUAUGGCUCCCUGUCCCCAUACGAGCGAGGAGAGGCCGGCCAGGUUCUGCCCAUUGCUCUGCAGCACCUCACCCCAAACUACAUCUCCAUUAUUGGUAUUGGAGCUAUAGCUGCUGCCGUUAUGUCAUCAGCAGACUCAGCUUUACUGUCCGCUGCCUCCAUCUUCACAUCCAACAUCUACAAGAACAUCCUGAGGACCAAGGCAUCAGAUAGGGAGCUCCAGUGGGUGAUCCGUAUCACUGUGGUGUUGGUGGGCUUGGCCGGCACAUCGCUCACCUUCCUGCACAACAGCAUCAUGGUUUUCUGGAUCCUGGGCUCAGGCAUAACUUACACCAUCAUGUUCCCUCAACUCAUCUGCGUCCUCUUCUCAAACAUCUCCAAUGGCUACGGCUCCAUCAUGGGCUUGCUAGUUGUGGUGUUGAUGAGAGUGCUGAGUGGCGAGCCUUCGAUAGGAUUGCCAGUUGUUCUCCACUUCCCAGGUUGCACUCUUGAGGAUGGCGUGUAUGUCCAGCACUCUCCUGUUAUGACUAUUUGCUCGUUGUCAAAUAUCUUUGCCACUUUGUUAUUCUCCUACCUGGCUUCACUGCUCUUCAACAAAGGUCUGAUUUCCGAAAGGUGGGAUGUAUUCAAAGUGAAAACCCACAAACCGCCACAGAAACUAAUGUUAAUGAGCAGUGGCACCACCAAACCAGAUGAGGAGGAGAAACCUGAAGUUCAAAAUGAGACUGAGUUCAUGCUGACCACAAAACAACAGGACUGAAAGAGAAAUGAUUUAAAGGAAUGCAAACAUGUUUUUUUUAUAAAGCUACUGUAAAUGAUCAUGUUUCUAUUUUUAUACCAAAUACUUAAUCUUUAUUAAAUGAUAAUCUUUGCCACGGGAUUAUGUAAGAAUGCAUCACUCGCAACAAGUGCAUGUGUUAAUGAAUUAGUAAUAAUUACAUUGGUGUAUUAAUUGAAUUAUAUUUUUUGGGGGUUUGAUUAAUAGAGCCUGAUGGCUUUUGUAACUGGUGCAUAAUAACGACGUCAUUUUAUGUGUAACUAUCAAACAGUACAAGCCCAAAAAGGCCGGGAGGUAAAUAAAUGAAAAUGUAAAACUUUGUGUAAAUGUGCAGGAUGAAUGGAUGAGUGGAAAUGCAGGAUAAAUCUAUAGACCUACGCCUCCCUCCCUUAUGUUGUGACAUUUAUGCCCUGGGCCUGUUAUGGUCAGUAUGGAAGUAGUGGUACUGCAGGUAUUUACCCAAUUGUAACCAUUAGUUUUUACAGCAUACAUUGUACGACUUUUAACAUGUUACUGAUAGAAGGUACUUACAUUAUAGGUGUGUUUUAUUGAUCAAAACACCCAUCCGGUGACAGAAAUACAACAUGAAACACAGAUAGAAAAAUAAAUUAGUAUUAAGUUUGUUGUAUUAUGUUUUGAUAUUUAGGCCUUUGUUUGAUUU
Xiphias gladius (swordfish) is the source of this 2590-nucleotide messenger RNA. RefSeq names its product high-affinity choline transporter 1-like. The record is from RefSeq and is a predicted model, not a curated record. The transcript is spliced from 9 exons. Gene Ontology annotation, molecular function: choline:sodium symporter activity. NCBI's taxonomy places the organism in Eukaryota, Metazoa, Chordata, Actinopteri, Istiophoriformes, Xiphiidae. The coding region runs from base 235 to 1911 and encodes 558 amino acids. Gene Ontology annotation, biological process: transmembrane transport; choline transport; acetylcholine biosynthetic process. Gene Ontology annotation, cellular component: plasma membrane.